Pseudomyrmex gracilis is the source of this 1700-nucleotide messenger RNA. Its product is annotated as GDNF-inducible zinc finger protein 1-like. The transcript is spliced from 2 exons. The coding region runs from base 508 to 1002 and encodes 164 amino acids. Lineage: Eukaryota; Metazoa; Arthropoda; Insecta; Hymenoptera; Formicidae. The record is from RefSeq and is a predicted model, not a curated record.
ACAUUAACACACAAAAGUGCACAAUGUCAAAAUCACUUUGGAAACUACCAAAGAACAUCGCAAUAAUUGGGCUUACUGAUAUUUUGUUCUUUUCUAAUUUUUUAUGUUCAAACAUACGUAACAUCAUCACAUUAGUCACUGAUUCUUUUUGUUUUUGUUUGUAAUUCACAUGCUAAUUAUUUUUUUUUUUACUCUGUGUGUAUCUCAUACUUCGUUGACAAUUAGAAUGUUCGCACACGUAAUCAGUCUCUUAAAAGUUGCAUGCGCUUGCAAAGAUCUUUUCCCCCACCGUUGUUUUGUCCUCCAUUUGGUUUCGCAAUUAACAAAACGUUUUGCAUGUUCAUUUGUUUCUUUUACAGAAGACGUGAAAUUUAGCGGUUGGUUCAACGAGGGCCAAUUAGAGUUCGACGAGAACAUCUCGCAGAGUUGCUACGAAUUCGUAACCACCGAUUAUCACGACCUAUCCCCGGAAUCCUUGGAACACCGUAAGAAAAAGCAGAUCGCCACAUGCGUAUGCACGGAAUGCGGCAAGAGUUUCUCGAGAUCCGACAGCCUCAAAAGACACGAGAAGCUGUACUGCAAAGUGAAAACGAGAACGGCCAAUGUGGCGCCGUCGAGAAGAACGCCGAAGACGAUGCGGAGGUAUGCGAAGUGCCCUUCCACGGUCAACUCAAUUAUCUGCUAUGCGACUCACCAAUUCUGAGCAACGUGGAGACCACCGUGAUCCAAAAAAACUCCAAGUCCUGUCAGCAAUUCCGUUGUGACGGCUGCGGCAGGUCGUACACGAGAGUCGACAGCCUGAAGCGUCAUCAGCAGAAGUGCGACGAAUUCCUGGCGUCGUUCCAGGAUCAACAAGAGACGAUGGAGAGACUUCAGCAGGAGUAUUAUUGCAAUCAGUGCGGCAAAACGUAUAAAAGACUUGACACUUUGCGCCGGCAUCAGCGACAAGUGUGCGGUGACAAGGAUAAUAGUCAUUCCUUAAAAGUGGACAAGACUAAUUGAUGAAGGAAGAGAUCUCAGUGAUCAGUUUUAUCGAUAUCGAUCUUAGAUUGGUCUCUCUUGAGAGAAAAAUUAGCAGUUUUGUGAUGUGAUAAAAUAGCGCGAUUUCUUGCAAACGAGACUGUGCUCUUAAUUGUUGCGUUCCAUUAGAAUAACGUUUCAUUUGUCUUAAUGAGUGUGUCAAUAUAGCAUAAUGAUAUAUAUAUAUAUAUAUGUACAUACAUAAGUUAUAUAUUAUAUUAACUAUAUUAAAUACGUUUUGCUCUUUAUAUUACAAAAAAUCUUUCGUAAACUUUAUAUUUAUAAACAACAUAAGAGCUGUACGUGUGUAUAUUGAUUAUAUUCUAAAGAUGAGAGAUGAGACGUAGACUUGUGGAGAUGAGAGAGAUAAGCUCAUCAUCAAAUCACUUUGUGUUGCUAAAUAUUUUGUUACGACACACUUUAUAUGAGAUAAUACUUACAAAAUGAACACAUGCAAUGGAAUUCAGACUAAUUAUUACGUGUAAAUAAGUCUAUAUUGUUCAUACGCGCUAUUUAUAGAAACAUAAUAUGUAUAUGUAAACUCUAUUCUCUGCAAUUACAUUACUGUGUGUAAAUUAUAUUCACAUUUCACGUAAAUGUCUCGCAUUAUACUGCUAAGUAAACAAUUGUUUCUUUUGUGAAUAAUGACGUUAUAAAAAAUUUACACGUACAAUAUAGAA